AUUCCUUAAAAUUCUCUCCACACUAACAAGUUGACUUGAGAAACAUAGAUUAAGGAAGAGGAAGAGGAAGAGGAAGAAUCAGAAAAAAGAAAAAGAAGAAGGGGAGGAGGAGGAGCUUGCAUUGCAUUUGGUUUUGCUGAGCAAGUUCAUCAUUUGAUCACUGCCAAAACUAAUGGGCCUCACCGGCACCAUAGAGACACUCACCGUGAGGUCCAUGAGCUUAAGUACUGAAGAUUCAGAACCUCAUAAGAAGUCUAAUGGGUUAUUAGACUAUGAAAAAAGUAUGGAAAGGUCAAUGAGCUUCAAGAACUGGGAUCCCACAGAAGAAAAACUCAAAGCAGCUUCUGAUACAUAUGAUGAGAAAUCACAUUUGGUUUCUUCAGUUGGUAGAAACUGUGAAAAAAUGCACAUCAAGAAACCCACAAUUCUGCUUCCUGAACCGAUCAUGUUGUUUUCUCCAAAGCUGGAGGCUAGUGAACGCGAUGCUGCAGCAACCAGGCUUCAGAAAGUGUACAAGAGUUACAGGACUAGGCGCAACCUUGCAGAUUGUGCAGUUGUUGUUGAGGAACUCUGGUGGAAAGCCGUAGACUUGGCAAGUUUAGAACGAAAUUCGGUGUCAUUCUUCGACAUUGAGAAACAUGAAACUGCUGUGUCAAAGUGGACAAGAGCUAGGAAAAGGGCAGCCAAGUUAGGGAAGGGGUUGUGCAAGGAUGAGAAGGCUCAGAAACUAGCCCUGCAGCAUUGGCUUGAAGCUAUUGAUCCACGCCAUCGGUAUGGACACAAUUUGCAAUUCUAUUACGAUGUGUGGACUGCUUGCAAGAGCUCUCAACCUUUCUUCUACUGGUUGGAUGUUGGUGAUGGUAAAGACACAAAUGUCAAGAAGUGUCCAAGGCCUGAUCUACAGCACCAGUGCAUCAAAUAUCUUGAACAGAGGGAGAGGGAAGCAUAUGAAGUGAUCAUAGAGGACGGCAAGCUAGUGCAGAAGCAAUCAGGGUUACUUGUUGACACAGAUGAAGGGUCAAAGUGGAUAUUUGUGCUGAGCACAUCAAGGUCUUUAUAUGUAGGCCAGAAAAAGAAGGGUGCUUUUCAGCAUUCAAGUUUCCUGUCUGGAGGGGCUACUACUGCAGCUGGAAGAUUAGUUGCUCAUAAUGGGGUUCUUGAGGCUAUAUGGCCAUACAGUGGUCACUAUCUUCCAACCGCAGACAACUUCAGGGAAUUCAUUGGCUUCCUGAAAGAGCACAAUGUAGACCUAACUAAUGUCAAGAUGUAUGCUGUUGAUGAAGACAAAGCAUAUCAAAAUGAAUGCUCUAUGCCAGAGGUGACAGGUUCAUCCACAACCAAAGUGACCUUGGAUGAUUCUAACAGUGGUGCUGCCAUUGAAGUUCCAGCAGAUCAUCAUCAACAACAAUUUGAGAGCAAUGGGAGUAGUUCUAGUAGUAAUGCAGAUGAUGUAGAAGAAGAACAAGCACAAGUAUUUGACAUGACAAAGCGCUUAGCUUGCAAGUGGACCAGUGGGCUUGGGCCACGUAUUGGAUGUGUGAGGGACUAUCCAGCUGACCUUCAAUGCCUAGCUCUUGAGAAAGUCAAUCUAUCACCAAGAGUCACAUUGGGCCGCCGUGAAAGUUAUACCCCAAUCCCUUCACCUAGACCAGGCUCAAAGAUCAGGGUCUCACCUAGGCUUGCAUAUAUGGGCCUCCCCAGCCCAAGGGUAGCUAAUUCCGCUCCGACAUUUUAGGCCCCGUUUGGUUCAGAAAAACGGUAUUUACCACCUCGAGCUAAAGGACUAAUUUCAAACCCUCUAGUCCGGUUGGGUUUGCUUUUGGUUUCCUAAAAACUACUUUCUGAAAACAAAAGAGACCUAGCUCUCGACUGUGAUGGGGUACAUCUUGUUCCCGAACUUGUUUAGGGUUUAGGGAGUCAUAGGAACGAAGCCGAACUUGUUAUUCUUUUAUUUCUUUGUCACUCUUUAAAAUAAUUUUUCUUGCAAAUUUGUAUAUAUGCU
Fragaria vesca subsp. vesca is the source of this 2002-nucleotide messenger RNA. RefSeq lists its product as uncharacterized. Bases 173 to 1735 code for a protein of 520 amino acids. NCBI's taxonomy places the organism in Eukaryota, Viridiplantae, Streptophyta, Magnoliopsida, Rosales, Rosaceae. The transcript is spliced from 9 exons. The record is from RefSeq and is a predicted model, not a curated record.